AUGCCAUCUGAACCAGUGAAGGUUUCAGCAGUAGGGAGCACGAUGGCAGAGGCGACGUUUGGUGGAGCUUCUUCGGCGAGCGCUGCGCGGCCGCGCCGCGAGGGCGCGCAUGGAGCGCGCACCGUGCUGUGCGCAAUCGAUGGCUCGGAGCACUCCCACCGGGCAUUCCAUUUUGCCCUGCACAAAAUCAUCUGCGGCCCAGAGGAUCGCGUCAUCCUGUUCCACGCCCUCAAGCCCUUGAACAUUUUUAACCACCCGGUCAUCCUAAACAUGACCACCGAGGAGCGGGCCGCGGUCGUCCGACAGUCCGAAGCCGCGGCGCGCGAGAGCCUCAAAGUUUUUCAAGAGCGCGCUGCAAGCACCGGGGUUCGCACCGAGUUGGUGGUGGUGGUGGGGGAUCCCCGGGAGCAGGUCAGCAAGUACGUCAGCGAGCACCCCGUUGACAUGGUCGUGCUGGGCGCCCGGGGGGCGGCCGACAGCUCGACACCCCCCCACAAUAACCGCUUCCGACUGGGCAGCGUGAGCUCCCACCUGGUCCAGCACUGCCCGGUACCCACCGUGGUGGUUCCGGAACCACGUGACACCAGAGCCUUGGGAGGCUAG
Molecule: messenger RNA, 603 nt
Organism: Klebsormidium nitens
Lineage: Eukaryota; Viridiplantae; Streptophyta; Klebsormidiophyceae; Klebsormidiales; Klebsormidiaceae
Source: the annotation of a GenBank genome assembly